Molecule: messenger RNA, 1176 nt
Organism: Lithohypha guttulata
Lineage: Eukaryota; Fungi; Ascomycota; Eurotiomycetes; Chaetothyriales; Trichomeriaceae
Exons: 1
Coding region: 1-1176 (391 amino acids)
Source: RefSeq, a predicted model, not a curated record
AUGGCAGACGAACAGGAAUUGAAGAAGGACAUUCUCAACACACCAUUCUCAUUGCCGAUCGAAUUGCCUGCAGAAUUAAGGCUCGAGACACUUAAGAACCUGCUUUGGAUCGAUCGACAAUCUACCAACGAACCCCCUUGCUUACAUGUGGAGAUCCUUCGUACGAAUCGUCAAUUGAGACAAGAAGGACUGCCGCUCCUGGAAGACAACUCAGUCACCGUGCACUAUAGAUGUGACGUUCGUGACUAUACUAUUCCUCCGAGCGCAAACAUACUGGGUCAACCUUCCAUCUCGGCACUCCUUAGUAGAUUCCCAAUCAACAGCUUGAUCAAGAAGUGGAAAUUCGAGGUCACCUGGUUCGUCGACCAUGGUGAAGAUGGAUUUGACAAUUGGCGCGAACAUACCAAGCCUUGGCUUGGUAUGUUCACAGAGGAUGUCGCUGUACUGAAUCAGUUGCAAGACUUGCAAGAAGUGUCCCUCAAGUACGACACCAUUUCUGAGCCUACACAACGUUCUGAUACCUGUGAUGAUACCACAACUCCAGACGCACCAAAAGACGCCACCGAAGACAUCACAGAAAAUGCAGAGGAAGGCACAGAGGAAGAUACAGAAGGCGGUGCACAAGAGGACGCAGAAGAAGUGCCUGUGGAGGUCUUCAGGCUAGUCUGCAACCCUCUCCGUAUGCUGCGCAGUAAGACUUUCACAGUGGUAGGAGGCUCCAACGUUCCUUCUGAUCUUGUCAUGGCAUCAACAAGAGACAUCACUAGCAACAAGGAAGUGGUACCACUGCAUGUCUUGAGGGAUGCCCUUGUGACGCAGCUCAACAGUGUCCUACGAGACAAUGGAUAUUGCUGGGUCGAUCAAGAAUUAGAAGAGCUUGAUCCGUGGGACGUUUCAGACUACUGGUUGGAGGAUUUCGAUGGCCAGGAGAUCAUGGUAGCGGCCGACGAGAUGCUGGAGUGUGAGAACGCGGCAGAGUUUUACGACCUAGACGAGUUUUAUACUCGAGCAAGAGAAGUGGGUAGGUUUGCGUUGCACUAUCUUGCCGCUGCCAUGGUUGAUCUGCACCAUGGCGAAGUGCAGCCGGGCGCUGCGGUCCUGCAGAUAGGCGCGCAAAAGACGCUAAGGCGGGGAUGGUAUAUACUAGUCAGCGGUCUCUUGAAGUUCUGUAAAUGA